Moesziomyces aphidis is the source of this 1317-nucleotide messenger RNA. Lineage: Eukaryota; Fungi; Basidiomycota; Ustilaginomycetes; Ustilaginales; Ustilaginaceae. The record is from the annotation of a GenBank genome assembly.
AUGGCGUCGUCACCACCAGCGAGCAGCCCAAAUGCUCCCCAGACUCCUACCAACGAUGCACAAUCAUCACACGCAGCAGGCGCAACACGCGAGCGCUCCAACUCGUCGGUACCGCUGGCGAAACGCUUCAAGCUCGACCAUGCCGAAGCUUCCGCAACACCCGGUGCAUCCAAUCCCACCAAUGCUUCCAUCAACGGCGCCAAGCCAGCCACCACGGCAGCAGCAGCAGCAGCGGCGGCGGCGCCCGAGCAGAGAGACAACUUUGACAGCUUGGUCGACGUCAUGGGUGCAUCGGGUGUGGAUCUGCAGGCAGAGGAGGAGGCGAUCCAGCGACGCGAGCAGCUCAUGCAGCAAUCCCGAACCGCACAACACAGGGGUGCACAGCCCGACGACGACGAAGUCUUCCUCCAGAUCUACCCGCUCGCCUACAAGGUGCACACGCUCGCACAGCAGCACGGCCUCAGCGUGGACGCGGCCGUGCUCAACUACCUCUCGCUCGCCGCACGCACCAGGCUCAAAAACAUGCUCGAGGCCAUGAUCGCAUCGUCGCGCCACCGCAGCUGGUCGUCGCACCACCAUGCGCCGCCGCUCUACGCAUCCACCUCGCAGCCGAUGUACGACGAGCAGAUCCUCACCGAUCCCGCCAAGCAGCUCGCCGCUGUCGAAAAGGCCGAACGAGGCGACGAAGCCAGAAGGCGGCGCGAACGCCUCGCUCGAGACGAAGAGUCGUCUGCAGCCGCAGCCGGUCUCGACGCCGACAUGGACCUGGACGACGGCACGACCAAGGCCGACGGCAGGAAGCGGCCCAAAAAGAUGGGCCCCGGCGUGGCGGCGCGCAACAUGUCGGAGGACGUGCGCAAGCGGCUGGCGGACAGCACCGCCAUGCGCAACCUCGGCGGCGGCUCGUCCAAAUACUCGUGGCUCUCCGGCGGCUCCUCCUUUCCCGGCAGCUUCAGCCCGCUCGGUGCCAAAAAGUCAAAGCCAGACGCGGACGAUGCAAAGUCGGCCAGCCGGUUGCCCAAGCCCAAGUUUGCGCCUCAACCAGCCGUGUCCAACUGGAGUGGUGGCGGCGCCAGCGAUGCCGGUGCAGCAGCAUCAUCCAACGCCUCCACGGGCGCGUGGGGCGACGUCACAGCUCGCCAAGCAGCAAAGGACCAGGAGGAACGCCAGGCUCGUCUCAAAGUCACGCUGCGCGACGCGCUGUUUGCGCUCGAGUACGAACGAAGGGCAGGCGCAGGUCACGGCAGUGGAGAGGCGCUCCUCUAUCGCAUACGUGCCGGCGAUGACCACUUUCUCAAGGCCAAGGAGGCGCAGUAG